CAGGGCCCAUCAGUGACACCCAGCAGUGACCUAGCAAAGUGCCACCUGUCAGUGUCCAUCAGUGCCUUAUGUCAGUGCCUCGUGCCAGUGCCCAUCAGUGCCACAUAUCAGUGCACACCAGUGCACAUCAAUGCCAGAUAUCAGUGCCCAUCUGAGCUGCCUUUCAGUGUCACCCAUCAGUUCCAGUCAGUGCCACCUAUCAAUGCCAAUCAGUGCCACCUAUCAGUGCUGACAAUAAGUGCCACCUAUCAGUGCCAAUCAGUGCCA
Molecule: messenger RNA, 267 nt
Organism: Staurois parvus
Lineage: Eukaryota; Metazoa; Chordata; Amphibia; Anura; Ranidae
Source: the annotation of a GenBank genome assembly